Alnus glutinosa is the source of this 969-nucleotide messenger RNA. RefSeq names its product large ribosomal subunit protein uL16. The record is from RefSeq and is a predicted model, not a curated record. Gene Ontology annotation, biological process: translation; ribosomal large subunit assembly. Gene Ontology annotation, cellular component: cytosolic large ribosomal subunit; ribosome. The transcript has 4 exons. Bases 107 to 769 code for a protein of 220 amino acids. Gene Ontology annotation, molecular function: structural constituent of ribosome. NCBI's taxonomy places the organism in Eukaryota, Viridiplantae, Streptophyta, Magnoliopsida, Fagales, Betulaceae.
UACCACCACGUCUCUAUAUAUAACGCCCCACCCCAUCCUCUUCUCUUCUUAUUCCUUAGGGUUCUUUGGGUUGCAGCCGCAGAGGGAGCCAGAGAAGUCGCACGCCAUGGGGAGAAGACCUGCCAGGUGUUAUCGUCAGAUUAAGAACAAGCCAUACCCAAAAUCACGGUAUUGCCGUGGUGUACCUGACCCCAAGAUCAGGAUUUAUGAUGUAGGAAUGAAAAAGAAAGGAGUGGAUGAGUUUCCUUUCUGUGUUCAUUUGGUGUCAUGGGAGAAGGAAAAUGUUUCGAGUGAAGCUCUUGAGGCUGCACGUAUUGCUUGCAACAAAUAUAUGGCCAAAUUUGCUGGGAAAGAUGCGUUCCAUUUGCGAGUCAGGGUGCACCCUUUCCAUGUCCUGCGUAUCAACAAGAUGCUUUCAUGUGCUGGAGCUGAUAGGCUUCAGACUGGGAUGAGGGGUGCUUUUGGGAAACCUCAGGGAACUUGCGCGAGGGUGAGCAUUGGCCAAGUUCUUCUGUCUGUUCGUUGCAAGGACAGCAACAGCCAUCACGCACAGGAGGCCCUACGCCGUGCCAAAUUUAAGUUUCCUGGCCGUCAGAAGAUCAUUGUCAGCAGGAAGUGGGGUUUCACAAAGUUCAGCCGAACUGAUUAUCAGAGGUUCAAAUCAGAGAACCGAAUUGUGCCAGAUGGUGUCAAUGCCAAGCUUCUUGGAUGCCAUGGACCUUUGGCUAGGCGUCAACCUGGAAGAGCAUUUUUGGAUGCUAUUGCUUAAUAUUUGGAUAAUACUAUUCUCGGCAUUUGUGUUUUGAUUACUGUUUUAGCAGUUACCACCUUAAGUGGCUCUUUGCUUUUGUAAUGGAUCAGGUGUUAAAGAUUUUUCAAGAUGGUUGUUUGGUGGAUUUUCAUAUUCUGUUUAAUGUUUGGAACAAUUUUGUCAUCUUUGAAAUUAUUUAGUUUCUUAUUUUUGCUCAA